Messenger RNA from Vigna unguiculata (cowpea), 1139 nucleotides. RefSeq names its product ATP phosphoribosyltransferase regulatory subunit. NCBI's taxonomy places the organism in Eukaryota, Viridiplantae, Streptophyta, Magnoliopsida, Fabales, Fabaceae. The record is from RefSeq and is a predicted model, not a curated record. Gene Ontology annotation, biological process: regulation of abscisic acid-activated signaling pathway; negative regulation of photomorphogenesis.
UUGAUGACACCAGCCCAGGUGUAAGAAGAAAGUUUUGUACAAGAAAUUCUUUACUUUAAACAUACUCACUCAUAUAUAAAUAGAAGGACAAUCACGAUAGUGUUAAGGGUGAAGUUAAUUAUGUCAUUCUCUGCAGUGACGGUUAAAUCUGGUGGUCUCCCGUUAUUUGGUUCUCUUACCCUUAAUUCUGACCUUCCUGCAUACCCGAUUGUCCUCUGCACUCACCAUGCUUUCAUUCCUGGUCAACGCGUCUCCAACUUCUCUCUAUUUAAGAGUCGCAGGACUUUGGUCCAUGAUCCUCGCAAGUGGAUGCAUCCAGUAAGCGACGACGAGGACGAUGAAAACGAUGAGGAUCGGAGUCUGGAUCUACUGGUGAGGUUCGUUCAGAAUGUCUUCAAGAAGGUGUCAAAGAGAGCAAGGAAAGCAGUUCGAUCCGUUCUCCCUUUCCCCAUCUCCACCCAUUUGGUCGGAUUUUCUGUGAAUGGGACACUGUUUCUGACCUUCCUGUGGAUUUUGAAGGCGUUUCUUCAGGUGUUAUGCACGCUUGGAAGUGUAGUGUUUGUAAGCAUCUUAUUAAUCCGUGGGAUAUGGUCUGGUGUUAGCUUUUUGCAACAAAGCCGACACCAAAAAAUGGAUCAACUAGAUAUGCGCAAUGCUUGGAAUAAUGGUGCACAGCCCGUGACUUGAACAGUUCAAUUUACUCAUUUUGACAUGAACAAACAAGUCACGAUUAAGACUAGAGAAAACUUUACACUGGUACUGGAAGCUUACAUUGCUGCAAUUCUUAUUUGGCAGAGAAUAAAGAACACAGGAAGCUGCUGCGCUGUCAUUGCCAGUAUUGUCCAAAUUCAUAGAUACAUGUGUGGAUGAUUUCAUAUUAUAACAGAAGUUGUAACUUACCUGUAAACUACCAUCGACACCUUUGGAAUUUGCUGCACAUGCUAUAGCCUUUGAAAUACUUGUCAUUGCCAGUAUUGUCCAAAUUCAUAGAUACAUGUGUGGAUGAUUUCAUAUUAUAACAGAAGUUGUAACUUACCUGUAAACUACCAUCGACACCUUUGGAAUUUGCUGCACAUGCUAUAGAAUGAAAGUAUCCUGUUGCAGCAGCAACAACAAAUUGUGCUGCAACAUCAGUGAAA